Molecule: messenger RNA, 2398 nt
Organism: Cantharellus anzutake
Lineage: Eukaryota; Fungi; Basidiomycota; Agaricomycetes; Cantharellales; Hydnaceae
Product: kinase-like domain-containing protein
Exons: 12
Coding region: 290-2122 (610 amino acids)
Biological process (GO): protein phosphorylation
Molecular function (GO): protein kinase activity; ATP binding
Source: RefSeq, a predicted model, not a curated record
UGAAAGGUCCCGCGUGUGAGGGAACAAGAUAUCCUUAUCUUGUAAGGCCAGAGAUUACAACUAAGGCAGGUCAUUCUUGUGUCGCUUGAUUCGGAGACAUCGGCUGGUGCACUGCAAUGCCAAUAGAGCUCAUCAGCUUGAAUUGGGGCAGUCAUGCAACGACCAAAUCAGGUCUUACCAAAUGGCCCCAAACGGCCGGAUCUGAAAUAUCGUGAAGGUGCCCUCCGUCAUAUUUGGUCUUGACCUCCCGAAUAAGUUUCAAACGCAUGGUGUGGGUCCAACGAAUUGUAUGCAUGUAGCUCACAUAAGGGCUGUUCCAAAUAUCCUACUUUCCUCCAGACCACAUUUCGCUCCUGCCAUCCCUCCACAUUGUGUGCUGGCCAAGAUGUCGGACCCCGGGUCGUCUUCUAUGAUGCCUAGAUCGACUGUGGUAGACGACUCUACUGUCGACGCACACAAUCUACAGAAGAAGAUCGAGUUCAUUCCCAGGAGUGAGCUAGACCCGACCGUCCACGGAGGAGAAGCGCUGGACCAGAACGACGUUCUUAUCGAAAUCUUGCAUGAGAUUGAUCUCUUUAAGGAUGACUUGAAGGAGGCGGAGGAGCGCUUUUUCCAGCGCGUCGGGCAUCAAUUGAAAAUGCUUCGCGGUUUAGAUCACCCCAACAUUGCUCGAUUUCAAGGAUGGAUGGUGGAGCUCGAAGAUGAAUCUUGGCUUCGCGCGAAAGCUGUUCAUGUGGGUUGUAAAGGAGGGAGAGUCAUGGCCUAUCUAAGCACUAAUCCAGAGGCAGAUCGUCGGAACUUGGUUCUUGGAGUUUGUCGAGGGCUUUCAUAUCUUCAUUCUAACGAGAUCGUUCAUGGUAAUCUUAAUCCGAGCAACGUCCAUGUCGACUAUAAUGUCGGUGACAGGCAGCCCGUUCCUCGAAUCAGCGGCUUUGAAUCCUCUUACGUCGUUACAGCUGAUCUCGUCGGCCUCAAAAUGGAGGACACGCACCAUGCGCCCUUAAGAUACACCCCGCCAGAAGUCCUGGAGAAGCCCGGAGUUCAGUGCGACUGGCAAGGUGACAUCUGGUCCUUCGGAUGCACAUCGUUGCAGAUACUACUUGGCACACGUCCCUACGAGAAUAUCCGUAACGAAUUCCACAUUCCAUCCGCAGUUGCGAAACAUGUUUCCCCUUAUUCAUUGAACUCCACGGAUCCUUUCUGUGAGGCGCUUCAGAGCUGCCUGGCCCGUAAACCUUUUGAGCGUAGCGUCAUCGGUAGUGUUGUCCAACGUCUCGAAUUGAAGACCAUGUCGUUGAACGAACUGGAAUCCGACCUCAUGAUGAGGAUGUUGCAAACUAACCUUCCGAAUCUCGACGGGGUGGUAAACAUCCCGACCGUAUGGCGUAUCCAAGCAGGCGGGUCAUUUAGUACGAUAUACAAAGGGAUCUACAAGAUGAACGAGGUUUGCAUAAAGAGUUACUACAGCACACAUCUCCGCGAGAACGAGAGGAUCAUUCGUGAGAUGAAGGUAUGGUUCCGGCUGAGCCAUCCAAACAUAGUUCAGCUUCAUGGCUGGAUAUCACCUAUCGAGAGCCGCCUCCGUCUGAGCUCUGUGUCAAACUGGUGCAACGAAGGGAAUGUUCAAGAGUUUCUAAGUCGCCAUCCUGAUGCUAAGCGCCAAGCCUUGAUUCGCGGAGUAGCUUAUGGCGUGGAUUACCUUCAUUCGCUGAAUGUAGUACAUGGCGACAUUAACCCUUCGAACAUCGUAAUGAAUGAGGAUGUACCACAGUUGUGUGGAUUUGCGUUAUCGUUCAUUCUACAUGAUCCGUCAACAUCCCUUGACCACGAUGCGUUCGGGACUCUGAGAUACCUAGCACCGGAAACGUUCAAGGAUGAGGUUUGUAUCAAAAACAAAGGAACCGAUGUAUGGGCAUUCGGAUGUACAGCCAUGGAGAUACUUUCGGGUAAGCGGCCACACUCCAUGCAGACCGGCGUCGCCCUCUUCCGUGCUAUUGAGCUGGAGCCGCCGUUCACCCUUCCAGCAACGCAGCCUAUCGAGGCGACUCUUGUCCUCUGCCUCAAACCCAAUCCUGAGCAUCGAAUCGAUAUGAAGACCGUUAUCGUAUCACUGAACCAUUGAUUCGGGUUACACGUUGUAGAGGCUCUUUUUAUUGGGUAUAUUAUUUAUAGCGGGUACAAGGAGCAUGGCGGGCUCGAUCUGUCGAAUCCAAACCGGGAAUGAGGAGUGGGCUUGUAAGCGCAGCGCUGCGAUCACCGAAAGCGGCAUCCUGGUUGCAUAAUUACAUGUAUGAUGCUGGACUUCGUACGGGAGGCUUACUGCCCACGAAGAAUGCAUACAGACAAGUUUCUGGAAACAGUCAAAAUAGCUGAUAUACCAAAUGGACAAAGCCCACAU